Messenger RNA from Nerophis ophidion (straightnose pipefish), 2951 nucleotides. RefSeq names its product activin receptor type-1-like. Gene Ontology annotation, molecular function: transforming growth factor beta receptor activity, type I; SMAD binding; ATP binding. The coding region runs from base 285 to 2339 and encodes 684 amino acids. The record is from RefSeq and is a predicted model, not a curated record. NCBI's taxonomy places the organism in Eukaryota, Metazoa, Chordata, Actinopteri, Syngnathiformes, Syngnathidae. Gene Ontology annotation, biological process: dorsal/ventral pattern formation; transforming growth factor beta receptor signaling pathway; BMP signaling pathway. The transcript is spliced from 12 exons. Gene Ontology annotation, cellular component: plasma membrane; BMP receptor complex.
CUUCCCCCUCCUCCUCCGUCAACGCGCCGCCUUCAGAGUUGAGAAGUCCGGACGCUAGGUAGACGUGCUCUCAAAAAUGUCUCCGUUGUUGCUUUCGUCCGAGCAGAGACGCGCGGUGAAAGUGUGAGCGGGUACGAAGCGACGGUGGGUAGAAUGUUGGCGCCAUGUAGCCGCAGUGUCUCGGACUGACUUCGGCCAACAGACGCGCUAUUGUGAGACCUCGGUGAAGAUGGAAGACUCCUCCUGAAGCCACUUGGACCAUUACACUCCCAAACAGGUUCAUUAUGACAGCUGGCCAGAUGUUUCUUUUGAUUUUGAUCGCUUUGGUCCCUGCCUGCGCUGGCUUGAAAGAUGAAAGCGAUCCGGGAAUCUCGGAAUGCUUGUGCGACGGGUCAUCGUGCAGCAAUGGCGACCGGUGUUUUGGCCUGCAGUGCUUCACAUCCCUCUCCUUACUAAACGGGACUCGGGUGCGUCAGAAGGGCUGCAUUGUGGGUAAUCAAGAAGGGUCACUCAAGUGUGGGAUUUCACCAACUACCGAGCUUGCGGUGGAGUGCUGCUUUGGAGAUUUGUGCAACAUGAACGUGUCUCUGCAGCCUGUGGUUAAAGAUGUAGCAGUGUCUGCGGGCAGACCAGUCCUCCAAGAGCAGGAUUGCGUGUGCAGGGGCACCCCGUGUGAGCCCGGUCAGCGAUGCGUCGGCCAGCAUUGCUUUUCCUCCCUGAAGGUGAUCGACGGCACCGCCGUCCAACAGAAGGGCUGCCUGAGGGACGACGACGUGGGCCGAGCCACCUGCGCCACGUCGCCCUCGUCGGCCUACGUUGUCAAGUGCUGCCAGGGCCAUCUGUGUAACAUGAACGUCACCGUGCAAGCUCCGGAGAAAGCAGAAGAAGUGAAGCCCAUCGUCAAAGAGAAGCACGAGUGUGUGUGUGAGGGCAGCUCCUGUGCCACCGGGAAUCGCUGCAUGGGAAGCCAGUGUUUCUCAUCUCUCACGGUCAACGGGGGCUCCCUGAUGUACCAGAAAGGUUGUUUUAAUGUCUAUGAGCAGAGCACCAUGACCUGCAAGACCCCACCUUCCAGGGACCAGAUUGUGGAAUGCUGCUUCGGGCACCUUUGUAACCUGAACAGCACAGUGCAGCUUCCUGUCAAAGCCGACGAGCUCUCCAACUACAGUGGGACCAUGCUGGCUGUUGUCAUCGUGGCGCCCAUACUUGUCCUUGUAGUCCUCUCGGCUAUCGCCAUCCUGGUGUUCAGACGCAUUCAUCACAACCAGAUGGAGAGACUGACCUCUCGGGAUGCUGAAUACGGAACCAUUGACGGUCUUAUUGCAUCCAACGUUGGAGAGAGCACAUUGGCGGAUUUGCUGGAUCAUUCCUGCACCUCAGGAAGUGGCUCCGGACUCCCAUUCCUUGUUCAGAGGACUGUUGCUCGACAAAUCACUCUCAACGAGUGCGUGGGUAAGGGCCGUUACGGCGAAGUGUGGCGAGGCCAAUGGCAGGGAGAGAGUGUUGCCGUCAAAAUCUUCUCCUCUAGAGACGAGAAGUCCUGGUUCCGAGAAACUGAGAUCUACAACACGGUACUACUGCGACACGAGAACAUCCUGGGCUUCAUCGCCUCCGACAUGACCUCCCGGAACUCCAGCACGCAGUUAUGGCUGAUCACACACUACCACGAGAUAGGCUCCCUGUACGACUACCUUCAGCUUAGCACCCUGGAUGCGUACAGCUGCCUCCGCAUGGCGCUGUCCAUUGCCAGCGGCCUGGCUCAUCUUCACGUGGAAAUCUUCGGCACUCAGGGCAAGCCGGCCAUCGCCCACCGGGACCUCAAGAGCAAAAACAUACUGGUUAAAAAGAACGGGCAGUGUUGCAUCGCUGACCUCGGUCUGGCCGUCAUGCAUUUUCAAGACACCAACGAGCUGGACGUAGGGAACAACCCGAAAGUAGGCACCAAACGAUACAUGGCCCCCGAGGUGCUCGACGACUCCAUCCAAAUGGACUGCUUCGAGUCCUACAAGAGGGUGGACAUCUGGGCCCUGGGACUCGUUCUGUGGGAGAUCGCCAGGAGAACUGUCAGCAACGGCAUCGUGGAGGACUACAAGCCACCCUUUCAUGACGUGGUCCCAAGUGAUCCCAGUUUUGAGGAUAUGAAGAAGGUGGUCUGUGUGGACCAGCAGAGACCCAACAUACCUAAUAGAUGGUUCUCAGACACAACUUUAAUCUCCAUGGCAAAAUUGAUGAAGGAGUGCUGGUACCAGAACCCAUCAGCCAGACUCACGGCGCUGCGCAUCAAAAAGACUCUGACAAAGAUCAACAGCUCCGUAGACAAAAUGAAAACAGACAUUUGAGCGUGCAUGGCACAAAGUAGGAAGAGGAGAGGAAUACGUCUCGGACUAAAUGCCUUUGAGAGGGUGAAGCGAACUCUUGUCCGUUUGUGUGCCCUUAUAGUGGCCGACAUAUUUAUUUGAAAUAUUUUUAAAGAAGGGACACAUUUUGGCAUCCAAAGAUGGCUCACCGAACGGCCACAGGUCUUGAACAUAGGACGGUAAAUCUUAGCAUCACAAUCUAGGGGCUGGCUGUUAUCUGACAUUUAUCUUUGUUUUUAACCUCCGAACAAGGUAGUAAUAAUCUCACAUUUGCUCUUUUUUUUUUUUUUUUUUUAGCUGCACUCAUCGAGCAGAGUUGAAUGUCAUCAAGGAUACAGCAGUCGUACUGAAUGAUAUAUCUGCUCAAUACGUUGUGUUCCUUUCUAGCUUGACACAGAGAAGACAUGAUGACAAUAUCUGCUACAGGUGACGCCCUCACCCCCUGUGGACGCCUUGAACUGUAAGUUUGCCUGUGAAGCCUUUAUAACGUGUGCAUUGUCAACUUCACGAAGUCAAACUUCAAACUUUUUUUUUAUUUCGUUAACAUUUUAUAUCGACUAGUGGUUUCUAUUAAUUAAAUAGAAAACAAGUUUA